AUGGAUAUCCUCGUCUCUGCAAUCGUGGGUGACCUCAUCAGCAGGUCUGCAUCGUUCGUGAUUAGCAGAUACUUCCAGCAGCAGCCUGACAUCAAUAAGAUUCUACAGAGGCUAUGGAGUGUCCUACUGAGAAUCGAUAUCUUCGUCGAGGAGGCCGAGGCACGGCACAUCACCAACCAGGGGAUGCUCCGUCAGCUCAAGAUGUUGAGGCAAGGAAUGUACAGAGGCCACUAUGUUCUCGAUGCCUUGCGAUUCCAAGCCGCCCGCGGCGAGGAGGAGAUGAGCCACUCGUCAUCUGCACUGUCCAAAUCCAGUCCAACCAAAUGCCUUCGUUUCUCUCGCACCCGCAGUGGCAGCAGCAGCAGCAACAGAGAAGCACUGUUGUUUGGCACAAACAACAACAUACAAGACGAGCUGCAACGGAUGGUUGAUACCCUUGAAGACACCGUGGCUGGUAUGAAGGAGUUUCUUUUCUUCAUGGAGCUGUAUCCUCGGAUCCUCCGCCAACCUUAUGGUAUGUAUUUGCUAUUGGACAACUGCAUGUUUGGUCGCCAAAUGGAACGGGAACAGGUUCUGAAUUUCUUGCUUAGUCCUGGUGCUACAUCAGACUUGGCUGUACUUCCGAUUGUUGGUCCAAUAAGAGUAGGGAAGAGCACCCUUGUUGAACAUGUCUGUAGGGAUGAGAGUGUGCGCAGUCACUUCUCGAUGAUCCUGUUCUUUCCACAAGGUAGUCUCAGGGAUGAAGGGGUGGUUGACCUGAAAAGAAACAAUAUUAAUGGUCUAGUAAGAUAUCGAAACUCUGCUUCUCAGACCAGGUUGCUGAUUAUUGUUGAAAUAGCUGAGGAUAUUAAUGAAGGAACAUGGAGAAGGCUGAAAUCCUCCACAACCGGCAUGACACCGUGUGGUGGGAGCAAAAUUAUAAUAACCAGUCGAUCAGAUAGAAUUGUGAAUCUGGGAACAACGGAAGCACUUCGACUGGACUUUCUCCCUCCAGAAGCUUACUGGCAUUUUUUCAAGUCACUUGUGUUCAGAAGCACAAACCCUGAUGAGCAGCCAAAACUAGCAACAAUGGCCAUGGAGAUCGCUUUGGAACUGCGACAGGGUUUCACAAGCGCGCAUAUCGCUUCUGGGAUAUUGCGACAUAACUUUAAUGCUCGAUUCUGGUGCACAGUUCUUGAAUGUGUAAGAGAAAGUAGACAGACAAAUCUCAAUAUGUUUGGCCAGCACCCAAACCUUCGUUUACGGGAAGAUGCACCAGUGUAUUGUUGGAGAUUGGUGAAGAGCUGCAGAUAUUUCUUGAUUCACAACUAUCAUCAGUCAGAUUCCAGUGAGAAUGUCCCUAAGAUCAAUCUGAGGGACAUCGUCUUAGGAUCUGGUGGUAAACUACCCUGUGGAGAAUUUGAGGCUCUUGCAUGGAAGUCGCGCAUACCGCCCUACUACAACUACAGGGUAAGCUGUAAGAUGCAAGCACCACAACUUACAGUAGGAAGGAAGAAGCGUGUGCGUCAAGAGGAAGAACAUUUUGUUUGA
Molecule: messenger RNA, 1530 nt
Organism: Triticum turgidum subsp. durum (durum wheat)
Lineage: Eukaryota; Viridiplantae; Streptophyta; Magnoliopsida; Poales; Poaceae
Source: the annotation of a GenBank genome assembly